AUGGCUUCGCUAAGGCGCCCGCGAGAGCCCCUGGUAACCAUUAUUGGCACCACCGGCACGGGCAAAUCUGACCUUGCAGUGGAUCUGGCCCUCAGAUACAAUGGGGAGAUCAUCAACGCAGAUGCGAUGCAGAUGUAUAGGGGCCUGCCCGUGAUCACGAACCAGAUAUCGGUCGAGGAACAGCGCGGCAUCCCACACCAUCUGCUCUCUCACAUCGACCCGCUCGAUCCGACAUGGACCAAUGGGCUUUUUGCACGAGAAGCUCAGAGACUCAUUAAAGAAAUCCGCAGCAGGGGCAAGCUGCCGAUUGUGGUUGGAGGCACUCACUACUACGUGCACGCCUUGCUUUUCGAGGGUUAUCUCCUUGAGUCAAAUGCGGUCGAGCCAGCAGAAAUCCGAUUUCGUUCCCAGCAUGAAAACUGGUCUCAGUUUCCUAUUCUCAACAAGCCUACCCAUGUCAUGCAUGAAAAGCUGCGCGAGGUUGACCCCGUGAUGGCCGAGCGCUGGCACCCCGAUGACCGGCGCAAGAUAAAAAGGUCGCUAGAGAUAUACCUCACAACGGGCAAGCGAGCAUCGGAUAUAUAUGCCGAGCAGCAGAAAGCGAAACUAGCUACUAGCGAUGCGAGAGGCCCUUGGGAAACACUGGUGUUUUGGACAUACUCGGAGACCGACACGCUGAGAGAGCGGCUCAGCAAGCGCGUGGAAAAGAUGGUCCAAAAUGGCCUUAUGGAUGAAGUGAAGACCAUGCAUCGUCGUCUUCACGAGUGCGCUGAGAAGGGGGAGGUUGUUGACCGAAUGCGUGGCAUCUGGCAAUCGAUUGGCUUUAGGCAGAUGGAAGCUUUUCUUAAUGGCGAACUCGAUAAUGACGCUCCAGAGAUUCUGCAGAAGAAGAAAGAGACUGGGUUGGAAGAAAUCAAUGUCGCCACGAGACAGUAUGCAAGAUAUCAGUUGCGGUGGAUCCGCCGCGAAACGUUGAAGGCGCUCAAAGAACACGAUGCGAUGGGCUCGCUUUACUUACUAGAUAGCACGGAUGUAAACAAUUUCUCUACAAACGUACUGGAUCCGGCGGCCGAUAUAUGCCGACGGUAUCUUGCGAACGAAGAACGGCCGCAGCCGGUGGAGAUAUCCGAUACAGCGCGUGAAGUGCUGACGGCGUUUGAAAAUGAGAGCCGAGCCGGUCAAACCAUCUUCAAGGUCAAGAAAUGCGACCUGUGCGACAUGAGUAUGGUGGGUGAAGACGAGUGGAUCAAACAUGUUAAGGGAAAGAAACAUCGACGUGUCCUGAGGAUGCAGAAACGGCUUGCUUUGGUGCCUGUGGAAGUUGAAGCGCAGCCUGUUGAGGAGACUUGCGAUGUAGAUGCUGAGGUGUACGAAGUUGAGCGACCGUCCACGGGAUCCUAG
Molecule: messenger RNA, 1401 nt
Organism: Xylaria bambusicola
Lineage: Eukaryota; Fungi; Ascomycota; Sordariomycetes; Xylariales; Xylariaceae
Product: IPP transferase-domain-containing protein
Exons: 2
Coding region: 1-1401 (466 amino acids)
Biological process (GO): tRNA modification
Cellular component (GO): mitochondrion
Molecular function (GO): tRNA dimethylallyltransferase activity; ATP binding
Source: RefSeq, a predicted model, not a curated record